AAAAUAAAAUUGGAGAAGAAAAUUGGAGAAGAGAAACGGCUUUAUUUGCGUUAUAUUGUCAAUGUAAGGAGUUCUUUCUGUUUCAGCGAUGGAAUUUUUGCAGGACGACGACGGGAGCCGUGUUUCUUGAUCACAGAGACGAUUUAACGAAUUCGCUUUCGCAUCUCAUUCUCUUCUUCGCGCGUAAUCUCCAUUGCCGCCAAGAUUCUCUUUCUCUCUCUGAUUACCGGAGUAAUAGACAAAGAGAUGAACUAUUAGAACGGUUGGGCGCAAUCUCUUGGAGGAGGUAUCGUGGUAUUUGAGGCUGAGAACAAACAAUGUCAACGAGGAGCGAGCACCACACGGUCCCACUUUCUGUGUUGCUCAAGAGAGAAUUAGCCAAUGAGAAGAUUGAGAUGCCUGAGAUUGUCCAUGGCCAGGCCAAUCAAAGCAAGAAAGGGGAGGAUUUCACUUUGGUUAAGACAGAAUGUCAGAGGGUGUUAAGAGAUGGAGUCAGCACAUAUUCAGUUUUCGGGCUUUUUGAUGGGCACAAUGGGUCUGCAGCUGCUAUCUAUUCGAAGGAGAAUCUCCUAAAUAAUGUUAUAGCUGCUAUUCCUCCUGAUCUUAACAGAGAUGAAUGGGUGGCAGCCCUGCCUAGGGCUUUGGUUGCAGGCUUCGUAAAAACGGAUAAAGAUUUCGUGGAGAAAGUUCGAACAUCAGGAACAACUGUCACCUUUAUGAUAAUAGAAGGAUGGAUUAUAACUGUUGCAUCUGUUGGUGAUUCCCGUUGCAUACUAGAAUCUGCUGAAGGCGAUAUUUAUUACCUGUCAGCUGAUCAUAGACUUGAAUGUGAUGAAGAGGAGAGGAAUCGUAUUACUGCAAGUGGGGGUGAGGUUGGUCGGCUUAAUACAGGAGGUGGUGCGGAGAUUGGUCCAUUGAGAUGUUGGCCUGGUGGUUUGUGCCUUUCACGAUCCAUUGGGGAUAGGGAUGUUGGCGAGUUCAUUGUUUCUGUUCCUUAUGUGAAGCAAGUGAAGUUGUCUUCAGCUGGUGGUAGACUCAUUAUUUCAAGUGAUGGUGUCUGGGAUGCAAUAUCAGCAGAAGUGGCUCUUGAUUGUUGUCGUGGGAUGCCACCAGAAGCUGCUGCUGCACAAAUUGUUAAAGAAGCUGUACAAGCUAAAGGACUUAGAGAUGAUACCACAUGCAUUGUCAUUGACGUACAACCACAAGAAAAGGCACCUGUGCCUUUUCCGCCAACAAAGAAGCAAGGGAAAGGAGUAUUCAAGUCCAUGUUUCGCAGAAAGUCCUCCGAAUCAUCUUCUCAAGUAGAUAAAGAUUACAUUGAGCCAGACAUAGUAGAGGAAUUAUUUGAGGAAGGAUCUGCAUUGCUUUCAGAAAGGUUAGAUGCAAAAUACCCAAUAUGCAACAUGUUUAAGUUGUUAAUGUGUGCAGUCUGCCAAGCAGAGCUUAAAUUUGGAGAGGGCAUUUCAAUACAUUCUGGGUCAUCUGACUCAACAAAGCUCCGUCCAUGGGAUGGCCCUUUCCUAUGUUGUAGUUGCCACGAGAAGAAAGAAGCAAUGGAAGGAAGAAGACCGUCAGGAGAUAGACAUAGUAGUGAAAGUGACUAGCUAGCGCUCACGACGGUAUUUGCAUUUUGCAAACACUAACAAUUAUCCCAAAGUUGAUCGCUAUCAGAAGACGAAGCUUUCUCAAGUAUUAAUUAAUUCCCUUAGUUUCUUAAGUGGGGUAACUGUGAUUUCAAUCCAUUGUGGCAUGAACUUCAGCAUUCAUUUUGAUCUUCGUUUGCUAAGAUGUCAGAAAUCAGGAGCUCUUGCAGUUACCCCCAUUCUUGACUGAAGUAGUAUGGCAAUUAAGCUUGUCUCUUGUAGAAGGGCUUGUUGAAGGCUUUGGUAUAGUCGCCCCGAAUAAUGACAGAUUGGGAAUUACUAAGUUUAUGUUUCAUAUCAUUCCCAUUACAUACCAGUCCACUUUAUAGAGCUAACUUUGAAGAUUAAUGUUGUCAAUAGGAGAAUGUUGCUUGACCAGUCCGCUGAAUGAUCAUUUUCCUGUAGACCAAAAAGUAUCUUGUUUCCUUAACCUCGGUAUCCCUUGCUCAAUUUGUUUGAUUGUAUCAAAGGAAUUGUAUCUCUCUUUCAUUUAUUAAAAGAUUCCAGAAUUCAGUUUCUCAA
This is a messenger RNA of Tripterygium wilfordii, 2165 nucleotides long. RefSeq names its product probable protein phosphatase 2C 12. The coding region runs from base 318 to 1604 and encodes 428 amino acids. The transcript has 10 exons. Gene Ontology annotation, biological process: protein dephosphorylation. NCBI's taxonomy places the organism in Eukaryota, Viridiplantae, Streptophyta, Magnoliopsida, Celastrales, Celastraceae. Gene Ontology annotation, molecular function: protein serine/threonine phosphatase activity. The record is from RefSeq and is a predicted model, not a curated record.